AUGACCCCACCCUUCAUGACCCCACCCUUCAUUCCCAACGCCAUUUUCAAGAUUUUGAAAUAUUUAAUAAUUCACUGGAAGUGUGAAACAGCAAAUGGAGCAUUGCUAGAAGGACAGCUAGUGAUUUCCAUAGAAGCAUUAAAUUCUAAGCAACAGGAAAAUACUCUUCAUUGUGUAACAACUAUUGCUUCUGCAGAAAGCAUUUAUGGUGGUUUGUUCUACAGGAACUUCCUAAAAGAAAUGCAAUCUAUACUGCCUGGAUCCUCUGCAAAACUGAAUUGGACUUCAGAGGAAGUCAGCUAUUCUCAGGAUAUUUCAAGGGUAACACCUUUCCAGAUGACUUUUGAGGUUGAUGAAAAGCCAAGAACUUUGAUAACAGAUAGUCUGGUUAUAAAGAAUUUUUUACGCAAAAUUGUCAUGGUGCAUCCUAAGAUUAGAUUUAAUUUCAGUGUAAAGGUGAAUGAUAUCCUCUCCACGGAAAUCUUUGAGGCAGAGAAUGAACCUACUUUGAACCUGUCGAAUGGAAUUGCUCUUGUCGUAAACUAUCAGCAUUAUAUGAGACCAAAACUUGGUACAGCUCAAUUACUCUGCAGCAGAAUCCAUCCUGUACUAGGACAUCCAGUAAUGCUUUUCAUCCCCAAUGACGUGGCUGGCGUGGACUUGUUGGGAGAGCUGAUACUGACUCCAGCUGCUGCUGUGUGUCCGGGCCCAAAGGUCUCUUCCAACCAGCUGAUGAAUAGGAUUUCUUCAGUUUCCAUAUUUCUAUAUGGACCUUCGGGUCUGCCUCUGAUAUUGCCAAGCCAGGAACAAUCAAUUACUACUGUCUUCAAAGAUACCUCUUAUUUCAUUGACUGGAAGAAGUACCACUUGUGUGUGGUGCCCAGUUUGGAUCUCAAUUUGGAUAGAGAUAUGGUGCUUCCAGAUUUGAGUUAUCAGGUGGGAUCCAGCGAGGGAGAUCAGUCUCAAAAUACGGACCUUCAGGGGCAAACUCUGCUGCUCAUUCUCUUUGUGGAUUUCCACAGUCAGGGUCCAGUCCAGCAAAUGGAACUCUGCGGAAUUCACACUUUGCUCACAGCUCAUCUCAGUACCAUCCUCCAAGAGAGCCACAGUGCGGUGCAAGAUUCCAUCCAGUUUGCCGUGGACCAGGCCUUGGAGCAGCAUCACCAGGCUGCCAAGGUUCAUCAGAAACUCCAGACCUCACUCUCUGUGGCUGUGAAUUCCAUCAUGAGUAUUGUGACUGGCAGCACCAGCUGCAGCUUCAGAAAGAUCUGCCUUCAGGCUCUUCAAGCAGCUGACACACAGGAGUUUGGGACCAAACUGCACAAAUCAUUUUAUGAAGUCACCCAGCACCAAGUUCUUCACCACUGCUCAUGUGAGGUGAAGCAGCAACUGGACCCAGAGAAAAAUGAUACAGAGAGCACAGAGGGUGCACAUGAGAACAGUAGCCCGGAGCUCCAUGCAGAGACCAGCGGGCAAGUAGCCAACAAGAAGCUUAAGAAGGGCAGCCUCCAUCAGGUCCUGGAGGGAACAUGGGCUUUCCCCUCUGCCAGGGCCCCGAGUCCGUCAGAGGCUCCUCUGCGGCGUGGGGAGCCCCCCGCGGCCUCCAUGACUCCCAGCGGAAGCAGGGCGGACCCCGGGAACGGCCCGGAGGACGCACUGUGGCUGCAGGAAGUCUCCAACCUGUCCGAGUGGCUGAGUCCCAGCCCCUGAGCCGGGCCUCUGCUCCGCGCCUCCGGGUCGGCUCGGCAGCUGUUGACACGUGUAGUCUGUUGUUCAAUAAACCUGCUCCGUGAGCUCUGGGUUUGUUUCCAUGUGGAGGGCGGGGCCGCGGG
Messenger RNA from Myotis davidii, 1832 nucleotides. RefSeq names its product chromosome unknown open reading frame, human C11orf80 (gene TOP6BL). The record is from RefSeq and is a predicted model, not a curated record. The transcript is spliced from 16 exons. Bases 1 to 1710 code for a protein of 569 amino acids. NCBI's taxonomy places the organism in Eukaryota, Metazoa, Chordata, Mammalia, Chiroptera, Vespertilionidae. Gene Ontology annotation, biological process: meiotic DNA double-strand break formation; reciprocal meiotic recombination.